Molecule: messenger RNA, 897 nt
Organism: Moneuplotes crassus
Lineage: Eukaryota; Ciliophora; Spirotrichea; Euplotida; Euplotidae
Source: the annotation of a GenBank genome assembly
UAUUUUAUAAUUAAUAUUGACUCAAAAUGGAGAGUGAUGACGGAUACACAGGUCAGGAGGAAGACAAGGUCGAGCUCCGAUCGAGCUAUCGAGAAGCACUCAGUGUGAACAGCUCCUUUGCAAGAUCUGAGAUCACUGAGAGACAAAAGUCCUUCACACAUUCUUCUAGUGAAAUUACUUGGAAGUACGCAAAUUUUGAGGGAGGUACCCAAGAAGACAAUAUAGACUGCAAAGUCAAGAAAAAGUGGACUAUUAGCCGGAUUCUGGGUGAAGAUAAGGGAAUUAAUAUCAGGUCGCAGAUAGUCAAUCCUAAUAUUUCAUUCUCUAAUCAAGUGUUUGAGGUUACCUUCAAGGCUACAUUACAUGGGACUUCAAAUUUAUGGGUUUUCACUAGGUUCAAUGCUGACGAAAACAUCCUUGAAAAUAGCAAAUCACCUGUAGUAGUGAUAAACAAGCAAGAAUGUCUGUAUCAGUUGCCAUGCUCAAGAGUAAAAUGAAUGGUUGGGAAUAUUAAGAGUAAUAAAUAAGUUCCAGUACAUCAAGAGGCAAGACAUCUGCAAAAUCGGGAGAGAUGCUGCCAAGUCUAAGCCAAGCACAUCUCAAGAUAACCUUGCCUUCUCUGAAGAGCAUAUGCUUGAGGAUAGUCUGGAGAUCAAAUUUACAAUCAGAGAUUCUGGCGAUAUGGGAAUGGAGAUCAUCUUCUAUAAUAAUAAAGAUGAAGUCGCUUCUAGUCUGGUCUUUUACCAUACUAAUGAAUUCAAUACUGAAGGCCAGAUGCUGAUCGCAGGAAGUGGCAAUAGCGUAUAUAUCAAAGAUAUCAGGAUCAAGAGACGGGAGAAAAUACAAAUGGGUCAUGAUGUCGAUAAUAGGUCUUACGACUGAUGCAAUAUUUUCUAA